CGUUGCUCACCUUCCCACAUUCCCUACCGCACUUAUUACACUUAUCGCGGGCUUUAUAUUUCGGGGUUAAUAUCUGCGACCGUCAAAAUGGCCGACAUAGACGAAGCGGCCAUUCACAUGCCCUCCAAUGACUCCUCCGCGCACAUCGACGCUGACCUCUCCGACGAGACGCAGGACUUCCGCAUGCUGAACCACCUCACCUUCCUCACAGAUGGAUCCCAAGGCAGUCUCCCCAAACGCGGGGAAAAGGACUUCGAACCGAACCCGACCCUCUUCCAAGCCGACAUCCUCUCCGCGUCGCGCCAAGCGAUGCACAAUGCCCUCGCGUACCCCCGUCUGCAUCACCCCAGGAACCAGGUCAUUGGAAUCUAUGCGCCCGACGGACCCGCGCCCCCACCGCUCGCGCAGCCGUCGAAGCAGAUGGACACCGUUCUAGAAGAUAACGACACCCAACCGCAACAACCAGAGAAUACCACAGCCACAGCCGGGGAUGCUGGGCCCCCCAAAGCUACAGGGGCGGAGAUGGGCGUCCCCGCAGAGUCUUGCGUCUACGUGUCGAACCCCAAGGGCCAGUACUUCAAAACGAUCGGUCGCGCAGAUCGGUGGAACCGCGUUUGGCUGCUCCCCGAGGAAGCCUUGUACCUACUUGAGCGAGGCAGCUUGGACAUCAGAUGGCCGGUAUCGUCGACGGGGUGUCCCGGGGAGAGUGAGACGGCGGAUUCGGGGAUACCGAUGAGCUUGCAGGCUGCGUAUGCGUGCUUCCUUGGACACGGCGGUUUGAAUAUGGAGAGAUUCUCUGUGUAUACUGGGCUACGGCGGUUGGGAUACACGCUUGUGCGCGCCCCUGGGUGGUACGAUGAUGCCGAUGAGGGGGAUUGCAGUGCAGAGGAUGCUCAGGUGCAGUCGCGAGGACCUGGCUUGGCGGGGGUAUUUGGUCGGUUCAUGCAGUGGCUGUCUGAUUCCCCGCCUUGCCCUGUGGCCGGACCUCUCGCUGGUCUUGGAAUCCACCGCAGCUAUGAUGACAUAUACCGCAAACUGUCCAUCAUCCCCUGGCAAGAUCCUACUGCCCCGCGGUCUGAAUCGCGCCCGACAUCCCCGCCAUUCCGCGUCGUCUUCCACGUGUACAAGCCUUCUACUCCGUUCCGCAAAUCCGCUCCUCCAGCGGCCGAUUUCCGAGUCGCUGUCGUGAAUGCCCGUGAAACCGCCGUGCCGACACUGGCGCAGAUGAGCGCUCUGCUCGAAAGCACGCCGCUGGACCCUCCCAAGGGUCCCAGGAUGGACCGGGUUCUGUCCCUGCGGCUACGGCAGGGUUACCGGAGUGUCAUCUUGGCCGUCGUGGACCAAGGUGUCGUCAGUUAUCUCCGGGUUGCCGACUCGGCGUUCGGCAAGGAAAAGCUCUACAAACUGCAAGGGCCGAAGCCAAAUCAGAAGAGGGGACCUCCCCGACCUCGCUCGAAGGGACGUUGACACCCACAAGGUCCAACGAUAUAGAUUACUGGAAC
Aspergillus candidus is the source of this 1502-nucleotide messenger RNA. RefSeq names its product tRNA-splicing endonuclease subunit SEN54 family protein. Gene Ontology annotation, cellular component: tRNA-intron endonuclease complex. Gene Ontology annotation, biological process: tRNA-type intron splice site recognition and cleavage. The transcript has 3 exons. Lineage: Eukaryota; Fungi; Ascomycota; Eurotiomycetes; Eurotiales; Aspergillaceae. The record is from RefSeq and is a predicted model, not a curated record. The coding region runs from base 88 to 1467 and encodes 459 amino acids.